GGCGGUGCGCAUGUGUUCCUGCAGAUUAGCGCCAAGGGUUUCCUACCGGGAAGGACUCUUGUUUACGCAGCGACCCCCUUUUGACUUUGUAGCAGGAAAAGGUGGGGGGUAGACAGAGAAGAGAGAGAGAGAGGAAUUAAAAAAAAGUAGCAGCGAGUGAGGUCAGCAGCGUAGCAUGAGUCAAGCCCGGGGAUGUAUGCAGUCAUCAUCACCAUCACCGUCGCGGGGCUGUAUUGUGCGCGGCCCUGCUUGGCCGCACAGAGCCGCGAGUGUGCCCAUCCUGCGGGGCUGAGCUGCCGUUUAGUAGCAGCUUUCAUGACGAGCACAGGUGUUGCCGGUAAAUGAGAAAAACACGCAGACUUCUUCAGAUCUGUUCACCCCCGUCUGGCAACCUGAGUGGAUCACGAAGAACAUCAGAGGGGAUAGAGGAUUAUCUUGGUUGACCUGGCUUCUGCUCACUCUGAUGUCAGCGUAGUGUUGCAGCUUUAUUUCACUGUACAUACCCUAUAGCGGGGUAUACACAAGCAUAUUUAUUGCUCUCAUUUUGGAUGGAUUGACUUAAGGGGCAUCCAGUGGAGUGUUGACUGAAAAUAGUUCUCUGCCUCGGCGUCUUCAUGCCCGUCAUGAGUGUACCAGCCCAGCAGAAACCAAGCAACAAAAGAACAGGCAAGCGCAUCACGUUUUUCAACGAUCAAAGUGUAGCAAUGAAGGAGACUUCUCAGCACCCGGAAGGAUCCUACUAUGUCCCAAGUGGUACCGCCUCAGACCCCAGACAGAGCGAGGCUGCAAGUACUGUGACGUCCAAUCCAGAGGGUCCUCACAUGUACCUCAACUCUGUCAUCUUCAGCCCGGACAAGGGUGACCAGAGCAGAGGCCAUUAUCAACAGACUGUGCCCAUGAAGUGGGCUCACCAGGAGCCCAGUCAGCAGCAGCCGUCAGUGUCCCAGCAGCAGAGAGCUGCCACUUGGGCCACCAUGUCUAACUGGGGGCAGAACUUUACAAAUUAUAUCGGAGGAGUUAACAUAACAGACUCACGGAGCCAGAACGCAUUUGUUAAGUCAUUGCACGAGCCUUCUGGUUUACAGCCACAUCAACAGCCCUCUAACAGAGCAGCAGACAAACCUACAGUAGAAGCGUACAGGGAUGCUGCAAAGUCUCGGGGCAUGGAGUGGGAGCAGCAGCAGCAGUCCCAGGCCUUUCAGGAGACUCUGAAACCAGGGGUGCUGAACACCCAACAGCAGAGUUCAUCCCACCAGGGAGGAAGCUCAGUCUUGCAGCCCUUCCAGUUGGCCUUCGGUCAGCCCAAGCAGCACCUGCCAGCCUACUACCAGGCCUUCCAAGGGAACAGGACAACGCUACCUAACCCACCAAACUACUCGGCACCCAACGCCAAACCCCCACAUCACUUACAGCAGCUGCAGAAACAAGAACAAAUACAGCGCCAGCAACAACAUCAUAUAAUCCAGCAGCAAAUUCAACAGCAGCACCAACAACAAAUUCAGCAACAACAAAUCAUUCAGCAUCAACAGCAUGUGCAGCAACAGCUACAGCAGCAGCAGCAGCAGCAGCAACAAAUACAGCAUGAGCAGCAGCAACAAAAGAUACAGCAACAGCAACAACAGCAGCAACAGCUCCAAAUUCAGCAGCAAAUGCAACAUCAGCAGUUGCAACAACAAAACCCCCAUGUGCUUGACUAUUACCCUGGCGCACAAAAUGCACACCCACAUCCACAGCCUGUCGUCGUACACUCCCAGGAGUCCUCUGCUCCAGCUCCCCCAAAGAUCCAGGAGCCAAUCAUCCAGGACAUCACCCCAGAACCCCAGCAGCCGUCGGAUCCGCUGCCGCCCCCUCUGCAGUCCGAGCCCCUGUCCCAGUCGCAACCUCAGACGCAGCUCCAGUCUCAGUCCCAGCUCCGGAGAUCCCGACGGCUCUCCAAGGAAGGCGGCGCGCCGUCCGACAACCCUUUUCUCUCCGUCUCCUCGGAUGAGCCGGCGCCGGGGCCACAGGGGUCUCAAAACGGGGCCCGCGACAUCCAGGCAGCCCCAACAGGUGUCAUCCAAAGUACACGCAGAAAACGCCGGGUUUCCCAGGAGGUCAACCUGGAGACGCUCGCUCACGAGGCCUCGUCCAGGGAGUUUCUGCCAUCACACGUUAGCAAGGAGCCACACCGGCCGUGGAGUCCCACCGAACCAGAGGGCAUGAAGCGGCCUCGAGACGACACUCUUCUUCCACUCGUCAUCCCCGUGUCUGUUCCAGUCCGGAGGCAGGAGCCCUCGUCCCCUGACAGAGACGAAGCCGCCCUGGCGUCCACCUGGCCCCCCAGGCCUUCGAACCCCCAGGACCUCGGCCGCGCCGACCACAAGCCCUCGGUCAUCGUCACUCGCAGGCGCUCGCUCAGGAACUCUUUGUCGGAGAGCUCGGAGCAGAAUGACGGCGCCGAGGGGGAAAAAGACGACGAUGGCAAAAAGUCCAAACGUCGUCCCCGUCCCGAGCCUCUCUUCAUCCCGCCGCCCAAACCCGGUUUAUUCAUCGCCCCGCCCGUCUACUCCAGCAUCACGCCCUACCAAAGCCACCUACGCUCCCCCGUACGGCUCGCCGACAACCCCAUCACCAUGCCCCCCUACACGCCGCCUCCCAUCCUCAGCCCUGUUCGUGAAGGCUCAGGCCUUUACUUCUCCACUUUCCUGUCAUCUGCUGCAGCUGCUGCAGCCGGCGGCCCGGGCCUGCCGCCUCCAGCGACACCCAAGUCGGCCACCCGCAGCCUGUUGCGUUCCAACAGCUGCGACAUCACACCGCCGGUUUUGCCUCCCAUGACCGACGCCACCCCAGUCAGCAUUGAGCCACGGAUAAAUAUUGGGUCACGGUACCAGGCGGAGGUGCCAGAGCUGAGGCUGCGGACAGCUGUCGAGCUGGAUCAUCAUCGUGCCGAUCUGGUCUGGGCUCCGCUGAGCGAAAUGGAGGAAAAACCUGACUUCCACGAGAAAGUGGAAGACCUCAUGCACCUGGCCUGCUCCAGCGUUUUGUGUGGAGGAGGCACCAACCAGGAGUUAGCCCACCAUUGUCUGUACGAGUGCAAAGGGGACAUAAUGGCCGCUCUGUCCAUGCUGAUGCUGAGGAGUCCGAUUUUCCCCAAGUCGCACCAUCUGGCCGGCUACCACUACUCAGGAUCAGACAGCUGGACGGCAGCUGAGAGACGCCACUUCAACAAAGGCAUCACCGCGUACAAGAAGGACUUCUUUAUGGUGCAGAAACAGGUUACCACGAAGACAGUGGCGCAGUGCGUGGAGUUUUACUACACGUACAAGAAACACGUGAAGAUGGGCCGCAACGGGAUGCUAAUCUACGGCGAGGCAGAGCCUUUGGAGAGCAAAACCACAGAGGAGGAGAUGAACCACAAGGGCGCUCACAGACUGGAGCCUCAGCGGGAGGAGGACAGCAGGAAGUGGGAAGGGUCAGCUGACAGGAAACAGGAUGUCUGCCCCACCAGGGUGACACACACGCUGCAGUCCACUGAGAAUCCGGGGACCGUCCUGAUCAUGAAGGGCCAGGAGGACGUGGGGAGGGAGCAGCCGCUGUCCCGGGUCAUCCACCCGCCUCACCCGCCUCCCCCCAGCUCCAAACCUCGAAACUACGACGGCAACGCGCGCAGGACGAGCCCCUCGACGGGCAACAAGGGCUCGACCGCGCAGGAGGGAGAGUUCCCCUGCAAGAAGUGUGGCAGAAUUUUCUACAAGGUGAAGAGCCGCAGCGCCCACAUGAAGAGCCACGCCGAGCAGGAGAAGAAGGCGGCGGCGCUGCGCCAGAAGGAGGCCGAGGAGCGGGCGGCGGCGAAGGCUGCGGCCGAAGCGGCCGCCGUGCUGGCGGCGCGGCAGCACAACGGGACGCGACAGGUGGGAGGAGGCGACAGCACCAACGACGACUCUUCGGACGGAGAGGACGACGACGACGAGGACUGGCAGUAAGAGGAAGGCCGCAGACAAAACUGACUGCACCAGAGGGGAGGA
This is a messenger RNA of Stegastes partitus (bicolor damselfish), 4004 nucleotides long. It is a transcript of the gene mideasb, whose product is annotated as mitotic deacetylase associated SANT domain protein b. The record is from RefSeq and is a predicted model, not a curated record. Gene Ontology annotation, biological process: regulation of transcription by RNA polymerase II; negative regulation of DNA-templated transcription. Gene Ontology annotation, molecular function: transcription corepressor activity. The coding region runs from base 615 to 3962 and encodes 1115 amino acids. Lineage: Eukaryota; Metazoa; Chordata; Actinopteri; Pomacentridae. Gene Ontology annotation, cellular component: histone deacetylase complex; transcription regulator complex. The transcript has 13 exons.